UAUAUAUAUAUAUAUAUAUAUUCAUUCCCCACGUUCACAGCACUCACGUUUAAGGUUCCUUAUUGGCCUGGGUGCGUGUGUCCAAUCCUUAUAUAGGGGUAGGAUGUAAAUGUAUAUGUGACUUUGACAAAGGCUGUGAUACAGCCGAAACUUUAGUAUUUAUACAUUCGUAAGCCCUGAGAGUGCUGUCUCUACUUUGGAGGAUUAUAAAUAUAUAUAUAUAUAUAUAUAUACAUACACACCUUCUGGUUUAUUUUUCGUGUAAAGGUGGAUUCCCCUUUAUUGGGUAUUAUCCUGACAAUAUACUGUAAAGAUAGGAUAUCCCCUAUAAAAUUUGCUGCAUCCACAAAAUCUCCGUUAAACAUACUGGAGGUUCAAUCUCUGGAACGGAAUUAAAAUGCCUAGAAUCCAGGCCCGGACUGGCAAUCUGUGGGUUCUGGCAGAGGGGCUGCUAGAAGGUCCCAUAGAAAGUCAGUAUUUAGAGGGCUGGUAGGGGCUAUCUGGGCCUACAUGUGGGCUGAUUGGGCAUCUGUGUACCUGAAAUGCCAGGACCUAUUCUCAGUCCGGACCUGCUAGAAUCUUCCGGGCUCCUUUUAAAAAACACGACAGCUUUAAUGUAGCCAACCCAAGUCAGACUUGUACUGUACGCUGUUCUGCAAGCCCUUAUUUUGGAGCGGUACAGUUCAGUUACAGUAUUUUUCUCUGGUGUUUCCUGGUGAUGUCAGACAGUGUUACAGUAAGGAAGUGCAUGAAGGAGGGAGGAGGCAGCCUGCGGUUAAAGGAACUGUAUGAAGUUUGUUAUAGAUUCUCUUUCUACUCAUUCCAUGGGAUAAUCAACAAUUUCAUUCUGCACCACCUUUUCCCUACUUUGCUCAAUACAAAGAUACCAUUUCUCAACUUGCUGAUAUACUUUCAGGUGCUUUUUCAUUGUUCUAAUUGAUCCCAUUGAAGAUAAGCACUGAAAAUAUGUCUUACUAUUUCCUAUAUUCAUUGAUGUUCUGAUUGUAUAAAUGAUGCUGCCUUCGUCUUCAGCCAACAGAACUUCCCCAGAUGGUGGGAUAGACGAUGCUCUUCUUAAGGGUUUCUAUACACAUGCUCAGAGAAUCAAGCAAGAACUAGAACAAAUAAGAGCAAAAUAUGGAGAUAUUCUGAUAAAAGUGGGAUUUCAUGGUGGAAUAAAAAGAAGACUGCUUACAUUUACUGUCCCAGUUUCUACUCAGUAUAAUGGUCAUUAUUUUCAGAUACAAGUGUGUAUCUGGCUCCAUCCCACUCAUCCUGAGACUCCACCACAAUGCUACCUUGCAGAUAAAGUAAAUAUAGACUUACAGCCUGGUGACGUUAUUUCCAAGAACUGGCUGAUGAAUCUAAAAUAUGUUCAAGAAUGGAAUUAUACAAGCUCACAUUUACUUGGACUUUUAGAGGAUGUUGAGGAUUUCCUGAAGAAAGAAAUAUCUGCACGUUUCACUGCAAACUGUUGGAAUAACAAAUCACUUAAAGCAGCCAGCACAAGCCCUUCCAUUAGCAGGACGUCUCAAACAAGUAAUCUGGUUUCUCCCAGAAUAGAUGCAAAUGUUUCUCCCCUUCUACAAAAGCAGCAAUGGCAGCAGGAGACAAAUAAAGGCAGAGAUUCAUGUAGCGAUAUUGAAGAUGCCUUUAAGAGCCUUACUCUGGAAAGCAUAGUCAGAAUGUAUGACUUGAAGGCAUCAUCUAAAGACACUGAAGAACCAAGUAACAAUACAGUCUGUGGCAUUUUCCAGCCUUCUCCCGGCCACACCUCCACAGAAAAGCAAAAACUCUUUGAGGAUAUAUGGAAAGUGAACAGAGGAUUUUGGAGCACAGAGGAUGUGCAGGAAGCAGUUAACACUUGCUCAGAGUAUAUUUCUGCUCUUCAUUACCUUUCUCAUGAAUGUCCAAUAUGUUACAAUCAAUAUCCAUUUUCCAAGUUUGUGACAAUGACUCACUGCAGCUGUUCCUUCUGUAAAGCUUGUUUUGCUCAAUAUUUUUCAUCCGUGAUCAAAGAGAAAAGCAUUAGCGAUGCAGUGUGUCCGCUCUGCAAGAAACCUGAUCUGGAGAAAGAAGGGGACACAGAGGAGGUCAUGGACUACUUUAACUUUCUAGAUACACAGAUCCGUCAUUAUCUUGACCAAGCAACGCAUGAUUUAUUUCAGUGUAAACUCAGAGACAGAACUUUAAUGAAAAUGCCAAAUUUCAGGUGGUGCUGCCAUUGCUCGUUUGGUCUUCUGCAUGAAGCAGACAGAUUACGGAUGGACUGUCCAUCCUGCUGCAAAAGCACCUGUUUCAAAUGUAGGAAACCUUGGGAAGAGCAACAUGAGAAAAUUAGCUGUGAAGAAUUUAGGAUAUGGAAACUAAAUAAUGAGCCAAGCCACCAAGAGGAAAGGCUAAACGCAUAUCUUACUCAAAACGGUAUAGAUUGUCCCUUGUGUAAGUUCCGAUUUGACCUGGCUAAAGGUGGGUGCUUACACUUCAGAUGCACCCAGUGCCUGCACGAGUUCUGCGAAGGCUGCCGACAGCCAUUUAAACAUGGACACGAAUGUGAUUUUUCAACUGACUGCCACAGAAAGGGAUUGCACGCACACCAUUUGCGGAACUGCUUGUAUUACAUGAGAGACUGGGAUUUUCAUAGACUUUACCGGCUUCUACAGGAAAGCGGAAUCCAGUAUAAAGCCAAUAAUGGUCCAGGAUCUGAAAAAGAUCAGUGGACAAAUGAAGAUAGAAGAGCAGCAAGUGCUAUCCAUAAGGAAUACUUGGUGAAAAUAAUCUGCUUGAAUGCACUGGACCCAGCAGAUUUGUAUACAGAGAAAGAAAUGGAGACAGAACUUAAGCGAUGGAAACUUACAGUUCCAGGAUUUUGCAGCGAAAACAACAGAGAAAUGUAUUUACAAAGACUCCGAAUGAUAAUAAAACAAGAAAUACCAUUACCGUCAGCUGCUGUCUAAGGAAACUUCGGGCGACUUCGGAAAAAGAAUCGCCGGUGUUUUUUCAUUUUAGCCGGCGCAGAGUGAGG
This is a messenger RNA of Xenopus laevis (African clawed frog), 3025 nucleotides long. It is a transcript of the gene rnf31.L, whose product is annotated as E3 ubiquitin-protein ligase RNF31. The coding region runs from base 1011 to 2957 and encodes 648 amino acids. The record is from RefSeq and is a predicted model, not a curated record. The transcript has 20 exons. Lineage: Eukaryota; Metazoa; Chordata; Amphibia; Anura; Pipidae.